AUGGCCAAAACCAUGCCGAAAUUCAAGGGAAAACUGGUGAUGGGUGCGAAUGGGCGCACCAACCCUUUGGUGUGGCUUGUAGCCAUUAUCUGCACCGUCAUAGCAGUAGCAGUGGUACUUGUAGGCGUUGCAGUGUUCAUUGGGUACAUGGUGAUCCACCCUAGAGUGCCUGUGAUCAGUGUCACUAAUGCUCACCUUGACCUUUUCAGAAAUGACUAUGCUGGUUUGCUCCAGACCCAACUCACUAUUAUUGUGACUGCAAAGAAUGGGAAUGCCAAGGCUCAUGCAACCUUCUCUGGCAUCACCUUCAACAUCAGCUACCAAGGGCAGGACAUAGCUGUGCUUGUUGCAGACCCUUUUGAGGUUCCAAAGAACAGCUCAAAGGACCUCAGCUAUGUUGUUCAGUCAUCAUCCAUACCAUUGAGUCCUGAUCAAAUGGAGGAAGUGGGUAAUGCGUGGAAAAAGAAUGAGGUUGAGUUUGAUUUCAAAGGGGCUGCAAGGACUCAGUGGAGGGUAGGACCUUUAGGGUCGCUCAAGUUCUUGUGCCAUCUAGAUUGUGACCUCAAGUUCCAACCCUUCAAUGGGACUUACAUACCCUCCCGCUGCACCUCCAAAUCACAUUGA
Molecule: messenger RNA, 624 nt
Organism: Sphenostylis stenocarpa
Lineage: Eukaryota; Viridiplantae; Streptophyta; Magnoliopsida; Fabales; Fabaceae
Source: the annotation of a GenBank genome assembly